CAGACAGAAAACAUCCAUCUUCAGUCACUGUCAGAGUUGGUGAUGAAGUCACUUUACCUUGCGGAAAUGUGAUACAUAACCAGCAUUACUGUGACAGUACGACCUGGAUCUUUAAAAACAAAACAGUACCACUGUUUGAACAUGGACAGAUUCACAGAGAAGCAGCAACUAAAUCAGACAGACUGAGUGUUACAGCGAACUGUUCUCUGGUUAUAAAGAAGGUCACAGACGAGGAUGCUGGUCUUUACACCUGCAGACAGUUUGUAUCAGGACGACAACAAGGACCAGAGUCUAUGGUUCUUCUGUCUGUUAACACAACUACAGACAGAAAACAUCCAUCUUCAGUCACUGUCAGAGUUGGUGAUGAAGUCACUUUACCUUGCGGAAAUGUGAUACAUAACCAGCAUUACUGUGACAGUACGACCUGGAUCUUUAAAAACAAAACAGUACCACUGUUUGAACAUGGACAGAUUCACAGAGAAGCAGCAACUAAAUCAGACAGACUGAGUGUUACAGCGAACUGUUCUCUGGUUAUAAAGAAGGUCACAGACGAGGAUGCUGGUCUUUACACCUGCAGACAGUUUGUAUCAGGACGACAACAAGGACCAGAGUCUAUGGUUCUUCUGUCUGUUAACACAACUACAGACAGAAAACAUCCAUCUUCAGUCACUGUCAGAGUUGGUGAUGAAGUCACUUUAUCUUGCGGAAAUGUGAUACAUAACCAGCAUUACUGUGACAGUACGACCUGGAUCUUUAAAAACAAAACAGUACCACUGUUUGAACAUGGACAGAUUCACAGAGAAGCAGCAACUAAAUCAGUCAGACUGAGUGUUACAGCGAACUGUUCUCUGGUUAUAAAGAAGGUCACAGUGGAGGAUGCUGGUCUUUACACCUGCAGACAGUUUGUAUCAGGACGACAACAAGGAUCAGACUCUUCAGUUUAUUUGUUUGUUCUCACCGAAAGGUCAUGGUUGUGGCUGUAUAUUACUGUGUCUGCGGGUUUAUCAACUCUCCUGGCAGCUGCUGUUGCAGUCAAAAUCUGGAUAAAAAUUAAAGGGAACAAAACACAGGUGGAAGACACAGAGAACGUAGAUGUCCAAAAUGAUGAUAAAGAACAUCCAGUGCAUGAAAGCUUUAAUAUUGAUCAACAUCCAGUGUAUGAAAGCUUUAAUAAUGAUCAACAUCCAGUGUAUGAAAGCUUUAAUAAUGAUCAACAUCCAGUGUAUGAAAGCUUUAAUAAUGAUCAACAUUCAGUGUACGGAAACCUUAUUAAUGAUCAACAUCCAGUGUAUGGAAACCUUAUUAAUGAUCAACAUCCAGUGUACGGAAACAUUGGAGAGCUUUCUGUCUUUGGCCGACCACCACAUGUGCCACCUGCUGAUGGAUUUAAUACAUUUUACGCCUGUUGAGAACAGAAUCAUCAUAUUCCUGAUGUCUUUGUGAUUUCUGGUCGCUAUGAAAAUGUGUUUGUGCCAUAAUAUUCAUGUUUUCAUCAAGUUUAAGUCUUGAUUUGUCCACAUGUCAAGAUGCAUUUCAUUUUCUUUUUAAAGUGAUUUCUGCACCAGCUCUGAUUUUAUUUUAAUUUUUUGUCUAUAGUGAUACCAGAACAGCUGGAUGUGAUUUUCAUGAAUUUUCUCUCAUUGUAACAGGGGCAUGUCAAGAGACGUUUUUAAUGGGGGGUUCAGGGUGGUGGUCAGAUUUUAGGGCUUGCCGCACCCCCUCAGGACACCUGAGUCUUUGCAUUGUAAUUUAUAUGUUUAAUGUGCUGAAACAAAUGUACUAUCUUGAAUCAUCUGAUGAUAAAAACAAAUGCAACAGUAAUAAUGAUAAAAGAACUUAUC
Messenger RNA from Melanotaenia boesemani (Boeseman's rainbowfish), 1841 nucleotides. RefSeq lists its product as uncharacterized. Gene Ontology annotation, molecular function: protein tyrosine kinase binding; MHC class II protein binding. The transcript has 6 exons. Lineage: Eukaryota; Metazoa; Chordata; Actinopteri; Atheriniformes; Melanotaeniidae. Gene Ontology annotation, cellular component: external side of plasma membrane; membrane raft. Bases 294 to 1409 code for a protein of 371 amino acids. Gene Ontology annotation, biological process: T cell activation; positive regulation of ERK1 and ERK2 cascade; interleukin-15-mediated signaling pathway. The record is from RefSeq and is a predicted model, not a curated record.